AAUGUCUGAGAAGAAAGAUUUAAUAAAGGAAGCAUUAAAACGAAGAUAAGGAGGUGGCAAGAGUCGUAAGAUUAUUGUCUAAAGAUUAUCUAGCAUCAAAAUCAUCUGAAACAGGAGGUUAAUCAGGAUUAAAUUUCUAUUCAGGCGAUGUCUCAUCUCUAAAAGUUCAACCUAAUACAGUAUUAAUAAUCAGUCUUGUAUAUUUGGGAAUUGUUGUGCUCUUACAUAUUUUCAGCAAACUUAGAUCAGGAGGUGCAGAAACUUCAACUGAAGGACCCUGAU
This is a messenger RNA of Paramecium pentaurelia, 282 nucleotides long. The record is from the annotation of a GenBank genome assembly. Lineage: Eukaryota; Ciliophora; Oligohymenophorea; Peniculida; Parameciidae.